This is a messenger RNA of Knipowitschia caucasica, 2637 nucleotides long. The record is from the annotation of a GenBank genome assembly. NCBI's taxonomy places the organism in Eukaryota, Metazoa, Chordata, Actinopteri, Gobiiformes, Gobiidae.
AUGAGUAUAAGUUGCACUGAGAGCCUCUGCCUCCCACUCUCACCCUCGCCUCUAUCUCCCUCUCACCCUCGCCUCUAUCUCCCUUCUCUCCUCCCUCUCCCCCUCAGGUUCUCUCUCGGGGCAGAUGUGUUGCCAGAGUAUAAGCUGCAGGUGCUGUCUCCCUCUCUCACCUCUCUCCCCCUUUCUCCCCCUCAGGUCCUCUCUCUCGGGGCGGAUGUGUUGCCAGAGUAUAAGUUGCAGGCCCCCAGGAUCCACAAAUGGACGGUGCUUCACUACAGUCCGUUCAAAGCCGUGUGGGACUGGCUCAUCCUGCUGCUGGUCAUCUACACCGCCAUCCUCACGCCCUACUCUGCCGCCUUCCUGCUCAGUGACCAUGAGGAGCAGGUGUUGCAGAGUUGUGGAUACUCCUGUUCUCCUCUGAACGUAGUCGACCUGAUUGUGGACAUUAUGUUCAUCAUCGACAUCGUCAUCAACUUCAGGACCACGUAUGUGAACUGUAAUGAUGAAGUGGUGAGUCACCCGGUGAAGAUCGCGGUGCAUUACUUCAAAGGCUGGUUCCUCAUCGACAUGGUGGCGGCCAUCCCCUUUGACCUGCUCAUCUACCGCAACGGAGAGGAGACGACCACUCUAAUUGGUCUGCUGAAGACGGCCCGCCUGCUGCGAUUGGUCCGUGUGGCUCGGAAACUGGACCGUUACUCUGAGUACGGAGCAGCUGUGCUCUUCCUCCUCAUGUGCACCUUCGCCCUCAUCGCCCACUGGCUCGCCUGCAUCUGGUACGCCAUCGGGAGUGUGGAGAGGAACGGCUCCAUCGGCUGGUUACACACUCUGGGAGAUCAGCUGGGGAAGCACUACAACGGCUCUGUGAGAGGCUCUGGCCCGUCCAUCAAAGACAAGUAUGUGACCGCUCUGUACUUCACCUUCAGCAGUCUGACCAGUGUGGGCUUCGGGAACGUGUCGCCCAACACCAACUCAGAGAAGAUCUUCUCCAUCUGCGUCAUGCUCAUCGGCUCUCUCAUGUACGCCAGCAUCUUUGGGAACGUGUCGGCCAUCAUCCAGCGCCUGUACUCGGGCACGGCGCGUUACCACACACAGAUGCUCAGGGUGCGAGAGUUCAUCCGCUUCCACCAGAUCCCAAACCCUCUGCGGCAGCGGCUGGAGGAGUACUUCCAACACGCCUGGUCCUACACCAACGGCAUCGACAUGAACGCGGUCCUCAAAGGGUUCCCUGAGUGCCUGCAGGCCGACAUCUGCCUGCACCUGAACCGCACUCUGCUGCAGAACUGUAAGGCCUUUAAAGGGUCCACAAAGGGCUGUCUGCGAGCGCUGGCCAUGAAGUUCAAGACCACCCACGCCCCGCCCGGGGACACGCUGGUCCACGCCGGGGACGUCCUCACCGCCAUCUACUUCAUCUCCAGGGGCUCCAUCGAGAUCCUGCGAGGGGACGUGGUGGUGGCCAUCCUGGGUAAGAACGAUAUCUUCGGAGAGCCCAUAAACCUGUACUCUCGGCCGGGGAAGUCCAACGCCGACGUGAGGGCCCUGACCUACUGCGACCUGCACAAGAUCCUGAGAGAGGACAUCAUGGAGGUCCUGGACAUGUACCCGGAGUUCAGCGCCGCCUUCUGGACCAACCUGGAGAUCACCUUUAACCUGCGAGACACCAACAUGAUUCCUGGUUCCCCGAGCAGCGACGAGUCCAAGAGCGGAGGUUUCAACAAACUCAGGAGACGCAAACUGUCGUUUAGGAGACGCACUGAGAAAGAUGAUGCUGAUGCUGGAGAGAUUAAAAAGUCCCAGAGAGUGCGGAGGAGACAGAGGGACUCGACCAAAGCCCUGUGCUCAGAGGAGGCCCCCUGCACCCCUGUGUCCUCCCAGUCCAGUGGGGACGAGGGGGAGGAGUCGGUGGUGACCAGCCUGGCCCCGCCUACUGCUCUGGGGGCCCCUGCCUCAGUCCGGGCCCUGAGCAGUGAUCCCGAUGGAGGCCCCAAGACCGGCAACACCUGCACCGCUCUGUCGGGAGCCUUCUCGGGAGUGUCCAACAUGUUCAGCUUCUGGGGGGAGAGUAGGGGAGGAGGGGGAGGAGGGGGACAGUACCAGGAGGUGCCCAGCUGUAGCCUGGCCUCCCCCCCUCCCCCGCUCCUCACCCCUCCUCCCCUCCUCACCCCCGUGCACAGCCUCAGCCGACACCAGAGGAACCAGCUGGACUCACGACUGGACCUGCUGCAGAAACAACUCAACAGGUUGGAGAGUCGUAUGUCUGCAGAUGUCGGGUCCAUCCUGCAGUUGCUGCAAAGACAGAUGGCUCUGGUGCCACCGGCCUACAGCGCCGUGUCCUCACCCCCGCAGGUUUCUCUGUACCUAGGGGACAGGACAGCGCACCCUCUGGACACAGACCAUAUCUCCUCACUGGCACAGAUCCUGAAGACGCAGGACUUGGAGCAGUUCCCCUCCGGACCACCAGAGGCCCCGGUGAGGAGCAGCCCUCCCUCAGAGCUGCAGAGGGGCCCCUGUCCUGGGGAGCAGAGCUGUGGAGGCAUGGAGCUCCAAGACCAGGACACUGAGAGAAGACUGUCCCUUCAGGAGACACACCCCAGGGACCCACGGACUCACAGACACAGCUCUGACCCCGGAGGCCCCUAG